GGAGCCCACGCAUCAAUCCUUCGUUCGUCUUCCCUCUUCCUGUUCUGUUUCUCGCACCGCUCCCGCGCCCUCCCAUGCUCCUUCUCAAUCUGCUCUAAAUUCCUCUUUCCUCUGUUUUCCCAUUUCGCAUCACAACUUAGUUUCUAUGCUUUAAUAUCCUUAGUCCCUAAUCUUUCUGCUCUUUUUCUCGAUAACUGCGUUUGCACGCCUUCAGAUUUACGCUGUAACCCUAGCUUCCGAUGGCAUCCAAGAAGAAGCAAGCCGAAGGGAUUGCUUUGUUAUCCAUGUACAACGACGAGGAAGACGAAGACAUGGAGGACGUGGAGGAAAAUUUGGAGGCUGCUGGACAGGAGGGGGAGCCACAGGGUGAUGAUGGAGAUGCUCGAGCUGUUGACGGUGAUUUAGUGCCUGAAACUAACAGUAUGAUGGUCUCUGAUUCUGCUGCACUUUUUACCCCGCCACUUGCCAAUGAUGGGAUGACCCCGGAGAAGACUAAAUUUCGGAGUUCAACGCCGCAGCAACCUUCUGUUAGUGCGUCGGUUUCGCCGCAGGAGCGACGGCCGGUGUCAUCGGAUACCAGAAGGAUUAGGAGAGGGGCCCUUACGAUAGUGGACUAUGGUCAUGAUGAAGUAGCAAUGUCACCUGAGCCCGAGGAAGGAGAGUUUGAUGGUAGUGGCCAAGUUACUCUUGGGGAAGACCGUCAAACAGCAAAUGGUGAUUUACCUGGUAGAACGCCACCUGGAACAGUUCCAGUUUUGACAUCUGACAAUGAUGCUAGCAGCCCUCAAUUUUCUGAGCCAUUGAAAUCGGAUGCCAUGAACCAUGAUGCUAUGGUUGGACCAGAUAGUUCAGAACAUGGAGGAACCAUACAAGAAGAGCAGAAAUCUGUUGAUCCAUUGGAUAAAUUUCUCCCUCCUCCCUCAAAAGCGAAAUGCUCCCAGGAGUUACAAAGGAAAAUAAAUAAAUUUCUUCAUUAUAAGAAGGCUGGAAAAAGUUUUAAUGCUGAAGUUCGCAACAGGAAGGACUAUCGGAAUCCUGACUUCUUGCUGCAUGCAGUGAGGUAUCAGGGUAUUGAUCAAAUAGGAUCGUGCUUCAGUAAAGACGUAUUUGACCCUCACGGAUAUGACCCAAGUGACUUCUAUGACGAAAUAGAGGCUGAUAUGAGGCGUGAAAGUGAGAGGAGAGAGCAGGAGAAGAAGAAAGCACAAAAGGUUGAAUUUAUUUCUGGCGGAGCACAGGGUGUAACAGCAGCUGGCGUUCCCAGGAUCAACCUACCCGUUCCAGCUUCAUCUGCUGUGACUGCUAGUGGCUCACAUUUGGCGCCCUCUACAGGCGAUGCUAUCAAUCGAGAUGGAAGACAAAAUAAAAAAUCAAAGUGGGAUAAGGUGGACGGUGAUCAAAAAAAUCCUCUGCCCUCUGUGGGGCAGGAUUCUGUAUCUGCUGUUGGGGCUCAUGCAGCAAUUUUGUCUGCUGCCAAUGCUGGUGGUGGAUACAUGCUAUAUGCGCAGCAGAAACGGCGAGAGGCGGAGGGGAAAAGAUCCAGUGAAAAGAAAUCGGAGAUCAGAUCUUAGCAUUCGUUCUAGUGGGUAGUAAACCUGUAACUGAUAACAUUUACAGAACGGGCAGAGAUCCUGGGCGAUUCAUCUGCCAAUAUAUUAGUUUUGUUUAAUAGUUUAUUCAAUGAUCAGAUGUUUGAUAUUCUCUCAUUUGAUUUGGUUGGAGGGGAGGGAAGAGAGAAUUGUUAUUAAUUGUAUUCAUCAUAAGUGAAUCCUGGAAAAAGAAAAGAAAAAUUAACAAUGCAUUGCAUGUGAUGCUUUGUUGCA
Neltuma alba is the source of this 1823-nucleotide messenger RNA. Its product is annotated as SAP30-binding protein. The transcript is spliced from 8 exons. Gene Ontology annotation, cellular component: nucleus. NCBI's taxonomy places the organism in Eukaryota, Viridiplantae, Streptophyta, Magnoliopsida, Fabales, Fabaceae. The record is from RefSeq and is a predicted model, not a curated record. Bases 240 to 1571 code for a protein of 443 amino acids. Gene Ontology annotation, biological process: regulation of DNA-templated transcription.